AUGCCCCAAUCUACACAAAUAACAUCACCAAAAUCACUGGCUAUCAGGGGUCCACCGCAUGAUUCGCGGUCGCAGAUUCCAUGCUACCACUAUGCCCGGGGUAGUUGCCGAAAUGGAAAUGCCUGUCCGUAUUCUCACCUUGCAAGAAAUGAGCAGGAGAUACAGGAAACUUCAGACCCAGAAGAGAACCAAAACCACGAUAAUUUCACACGAAAUCUCUGUGGCGCGUUGGCCCAAUUCGAAUGCGGUGCCCAAGUGUCUAAAAUAUCCCUCCCUACAGAUUUCUCCGCUGCUCGAAUAACUGGGCUGCCAGUGGGCACUUCACCGGAAUAUGUUUCUACACUUUGUUUAGGCGUAGGCAUAGAAAUACCACCAGGUUGCGUGCGAGUAUUUGGAGCGGGUGUCCUCCAGAAAUCAGCAGACAUCAGACUUGAGGACCCUACAUUUGCAAAGUUAUUGUGUGCCAAAAUCGAUGCGAGAAAUAACCUAGAGCCCCUACUCUUCCAGUUACAAGCAUCUCAGAUUCCAGUCAGCCUUUCCUCAGGCUCAAAUGCUUGCCGAAUUGAGUGCAGGAAGAUCCAGUGCUCAUGGUACAAGCCUGCUAAAACAGCAUGGUUGAACUUUGGAAGUGAAGACAUUGCCAAACGAGUCUUUAAUGAAUUCACUUCGAAGCGUUACCGCAUUCUUGGUCAAACAGUUCCCUGCAACGCACCGACAAAAAGUGGAGGAGGGCGGAGAAACCACCAUGCUUGGACGCUCAUACUAACAGGUUUACCAAUCGCCACCAUGGAGAAAGAUAUCCUUGCCGCCAUACAUUCACCGCAAGAUAUCCCUCGGAACAUAGAACUAGGGAAACCCAGUUACGAUGUGGAUGGUGAGCUGGCCAGUGCGACUGUGAUGUCUUUGCUGAGUCAGGUUGGCCCAAUAGAAUGGAGCCAGGCCAACACAGAGUUAGAAGGCAAAAGAGCAAAGGCCAUUGCUCGAUUUUAUGAGGAAUCGGAUGCACGGGAAGCUGCGAGAACGCUUCAUAAUCAGCCUCUAUCAUUUGGAACCAACAUGAAACUAACUGUUCAGCUUCUAAGCACAGCAAAGUUCAAAGUUGCAGUCACUAUAUUUAGUGCCGUCAAAACUCGGAUUCACACUGCAAGUGAAGUCUGGAUAAAACAGCACUUGACGUUCAAGGUAUACCCCAGCCCUGAUCCCGGCUACCAGUACAGAGUUCUUAAAAUUGAAGGCUUGGUUGCCAAAGACGUUGCCACUGCGAAAGAAACCAUGAACGAAAUUCUGGAUGGCAUUACAAUAAUGAGCCACGGGAAACCGCUUUGGGCCGCUUCGCUAAACCUCAACGGAAAUGCCUUCCAGAAACUGAAAAAAAUCCAACAAGACCAUGGGGUAAUUGUCAUCCGCAACAGGAGUAAAAAGGAGCUGAAACUCUACGGCUCCCCUGAAAAGUGCGAGGGUGUAGAGUCGGCGAUUGUUCGCAUGAUAAGUGCCGAGUCUUCUACGAACCAUGCCAUAAAUCUAAACCCCGAAUGCUUUCAAUGGGCAUGCAGUGGGGGGUUUCAGACGAUCGUUAGGGUACUUGGAGAUAAUGUUGCUACAUUUGAUACCGUCUCAACACCGAAGAGAAUCUUGAUUGAAGGGUCAGAGAAAGAAUUUGAGGCAGCAUUAAAAAUCGUCAAAAAGCGUGAAUUCCAACUGAUGACCGAGGCUAGUACUGACAAGGACUGCUCUGUGUGUUGGACUCAAGCAGAGAAUCCUGUUUUCACAAAGUGCAGUCAUGUGUAUUGCAUUGAGUGUUUUGAAAACCUCUGCACUGAUGCCGGCUCUGGUGGGAAAAAAGAUUUCUCAAUUAAAUGCCUGGGAGAAAUGGGGAAAUGCCAAGAAGCCUUUGGUCUUGAAGAACUACAAGACAACCUUUCUUCCAAGGCAUUUGAAGAUAUCCUGGAGACCUCAUUCGCGUCCUAUAUCCAACGUCAUCCGCAAAUGUUCCGCUACUGCCCGAAGCCGGACUGUGGCAUGAUAUAUCGCGCAAACAGCACCAUGAAAUUUAAUACGUGCGCAAAAUGCCUCACCGUGACAUGUACUUUUUGCCACGCUCCACAUGAGGGCAAAACGUGUGCGGAGUACAAAGAUGAAGUCUCAGGUAGGUACCAAGCUACGCAAAAACUAAAGAAAGAGCUUGGGAUCAAGGAUUGCCCUAAGUGUAUGACGCCCCUAGAAAAGAUUGAGGGCUGUAACCAUAUGACGUGUGGGGGGCUGUGGGACGCAUAUUUGCUGGAUUUGCUUGGAGGUGUUUUCAGAAGCUGGGCCAUGUUAUGA
This is a messenger RNA of Talaromyces rugulosus, 2322 nucleotides long. RefSeq lists its product as uncharacterized. Gene Ontology annotation, biological process: proteasome-mediated ubiquitin-dependent protein catabolic process; protein linear polyubiquitination. The transcript has 2 exons. Gene Ontology annotation, molecular function: ubiquitin binding; ubiquitin-protein transferase activity; zinc ion binding. NCBI's taxonomy places the organism in Eukaryota, Fungi, Ascomycota, Eurotiomycetes, Eurotiales, Trichocomaceae. Bases 1 to 2322 code for a protein of 773 amino acids. Gene Ontology annotation, cellular component: ubiquitin ligase complex. The record is from RefSeq and is a predicted model, not a curated record.